AUGGCUCAAUCACAGUACUCUCAACCAAAAUCUGAUUUGUCUGUGCCUCCACCAACUGAUAUCAAGACGUUUCCACUGGGCACAAGUCCAAGUCUGAUCUUGUCGGUGGAAGACAUCCAUUCAUUGACGACUUCAGCGUUGGAAAAUAACUUGGCUAUCUAUUGCGAGGCCUUGGUAUUAGGCGGCGCCAUCUCUGCCAACAAGACGAUCAGCCUUGAUAUACACUCAAAUUCACUCCAGGUAGUCAGUGGAGGUGGCGCAGUUGACCUCAGUGGCCAGCCCGGCACCUCUGGUAUCCCUGGUACAGGAGAUGCUGGUCAGAAUGCACCAAAUAGCGGUGGGUGUGUGGCACUCUCUGUAGAGUGUUUUGACAACACUAUCAGUACAAACCCUGUCCAAAUCAAUGUUGCCGGAGGUUCAGGGGGCGCUGGCGCCUCCUCCAAUAAACAAAUGCUUGGCGGAGCAGGUGGCAAUGGUUCAUCUGGUGGUAAAGCCAUUAUUGCCCUUGGUAGUGUCCCGUUGUCACUAGCUGCUGCUGGCAACCUUCUGUCAGAUGUGGUUAAAGGGUUGAUAACCGAUGACAAUCUAAAUGCAUUCAUCAAUCCUAUCAAUAAGUUUGUCACCACGAUUCGACAUGCGACUUUUAUAGACGGCAAGAGUCUUACGACUGUUAUACAUGAGUUACCAAAGGUUAUUAUUCAAGUCCUUGGAGCGUUUGCCAAAACCCUAGAGACUGCUAUUACGCAACAGGUCGAUUGUGCGGGAGGCGACUAUGGGGUUGGGGCUCGAGGCACCUCUGAUCGUGGUGCAAACGGUCAAAGCGGACCAGCUGGCUCUUAUAGUUUUAUGGAGCUUACAGAUGUUUCUCAGCUCUGCCAAAGCUCCAUGAUCAUAGCACACCCGGAUCAAUGCUUGAUGCUUUUGGAGAAAGCCAAAACGCUUUAUUUCAUCGGCGAUUCCAAAAGUCUAGCAUUGUGCGAGGCCUACUCAUAUAGGCUCAUCAUGAGGUUAGGCUUUACGAGGAGAUUGAAGCCGAACGACCCAAUCUGCAGCGCAUAUCGAAAUGCAGAGCAAGCACUCUUCAUAAUUCCCAAUGGAGAUACCACUGGGGUGCCAGCCAGCAUGAAAAGCUUACAGUACGUCGAGACAGCGGCAAGUGGCUUAUGGAAUCAACUCGUGCGGCAGAAACUCGAUUAUUAUGGCCAAUCACCAUCCGAUGUUCCGCGGGGCUCGUUCAACUUCUUCGGGAAACAAUUCAAACUUGCAUUGCAGUACCUGACUGAGAUUGAGAAAUCUUACACUGCGUACGUGGCACUUGAUGCCCCAGAGACGCAACAACAAGCAGCGGUACAGACAGGAGCGAGCCAAUGCCAACUUAUCAUUAGUCAUGCGAACGUCGAAAUCGGCCAGUUAGAGGUACGACUGGAUGCUGCUUCAAGGAAAAUCGCAGUUUUCCAAGCUGCUAUGUCUCCAGCGUACAAUGAAUUGACGGCAGCGAUCCAAGAGGUUGAGAAACAAAUUAUGGAUAAAGUCUCGGUGGACAAUAUCCUUUUCACAGAUGUUCUUGCGGCAUUUUCUCAGGUUGUCGCUGCCCCCGAAAGUUCCAUGGCUUCCAUGGGCGCACUUCAAGUCUCUGGUCUUCUGCACAACGAAGCAACUACGAUCCCAGACAACACGGGCGGCAAAAUAGACAAGAAUCUACUCAUCACUCAAAUUGAAACAUUUGAUCCAAGUGCUGCUGGUCUAGCCGAAGGUUACAAAGUCGCGAAUAACGGACAGUGGAAGCCUGAAGAUGAAGGAGCCGCAAAGCUGAUAGCAGCACGUGAGCAGUUACUUACGUUACUGGCACAAUACAGCGAUUCGCUGGGUCAAAACAGCCUCCAUAAGGUCGGCGAUGCCUACCAACACUAUAUAAACACUGUUCUCGCACGCAAUGAGGCUCUUUUGGACUACAACGCUUGUGUCGUAGUUUGGUACAGAGAUCAACAGGACAUUGCCCAUUAUACAGCCACCGCAGCCACUCUAUCUAGCCAAGCCUUGGCUGAUAUUGAUGUCAAUAUCCCGACUCCUACUGUAUUCAUGGAAAAGCUCUAUGCUGAUGCUGUCAAUGUUGUCCUACGAACUCUGUACUUCACAGAGAGAUCCUACCAGUUUUGGGCUCUCCGUUUGGACGACCCUAUCGCGAGCACGCUCUCAGGAACCCCGUUUCCCCAGCUUAUCUCUACUCUUAUUGAAGCAACUGGGGAGUCUUUGCUCGAGGACUACGAAUCGGCCAUCGAGAGCUUCACGAGUGCACCCCAGUCCUUUAAAAGGCUCCAGGUGCCACUCUCGCCUUCAUAUAUCUCUUCGUUCAAGAAAUCCAAGCAAACCAUCUGGACUAUUAACAUCGCGAAGCCCAACGAAUCGCUCCUAGAUAAUCCUUUCGCUGGGAAAUCCAAUGUGCGCUUGAUUUAUGUACGAUUCUACGCGCCCGGCGCCAAAACCAGCACGGGUUCUCUGCAGGCUAACAUUGCUCACCUUGGCAGCGAGGACAUAUACAACCAGAGCGGCGAAUCAUUCCACUUUUCGCAUAGUAUUAUUAAUUGUCACUUUGCCUAUAAAAUUGGUACGGGGUCUAUCACAACAGAUGGCGACAUUGGGACAAAGUCUGAAGGCAUAUAUGCCAAUGUUGGGCCGUUCACACUUUGGCAAAUUACAACAACCGAAGAUUUGAGCCCUGGUUUGGACCUUUCGGCAGUUACUGGAGCAUAUCUCGAGUUUGAUGGUACGUUUCAGGCGUUUCCGCCACCCUAG
This is a messenger RNA of Fusarium sp. VM40, 2793 nucleotides long. The record is from the annotation of a GenBank genome assembly. NCBI's taxonomy places the organism in Eukaryota, Fungi, Ascomycota, Sordariomycetes, Hypocreales, Nectriaceae.